Molecule: messenger RNA, 912 nt
Organism: Kuraishia capsulata CBS 1993
Lineage: Eukaryota; Fungi; Ascomycota; Pichiomycetes; Pichiales; Pichiaceae
Exons: 1
Coding region: 1-912 (303 amino acids)
Molecular function (GO): oxidoreductase activity, acting on NAD(P)H as acceptor
Source: RefSeq, a predicted model, not a curated record
AUGAGUUUGCCAAAGAUUACCUCAAUUUCUAUCCCUUCUGUGGGAUUUGGUACUGGUACCAAAUGGUUCAAGUUUGGAAGGGAUGAUCUGGACGAAAACCUUGUCUCCAAUCUCAAGCUUGCUAUCUCCAAAGGCUUGACCCACAUCGACGGUGCCGAGGUCUACAAUACAGAUCUGGAAACCGGUAAGGCCAUUGAAGGUCUAGACCGUUCCAAAUUGUGGAUCACAGACAAAUACUUUGCUGGUGACGAAACCUACACCGCUCACUCUACAUAUGCCAAUCCAUACGAGUCUUUGAAAGGCUCCUUGAAGAAACUGGGCACCUCCUAUGUGGAUUUGUAUCUUUUGCAUGCUCCUUUCAUCAAAAAGGAGUCGCAUGGUUUCGACUUGAAGGAGGCGUGGCAAUUCCUUGAGAAGGCCAAGGAUGAAGGACUUGCGAAGCACAUUGGAGUUUCGAACUUCGAAGUUUCUCACCUGAAGACAAUCCUAGAAGGUGCCAAGCACAAGGUUGAGGUUCACCAGAUCGAGUUCAACCCAUUUUUGCAAAAUCAGACUCCAGGUGUUGUUGAGUUCUCACAGAAAGAAGGCAUCGUCGUGGAGGCUUACUCCCCAUUGGGUCCGCUUUAUAAAGGUGAUGCUUCCAAUCCUGCUUACAAGCCAUUCGAUGCCUACCUUGGCGAGCUCUCUGCCAAAUACGGAAGAUCGAAGACCCAGAUUCUGCUCAAGUGGACCCAGCAGAGGGACAUUGUGCCUGUCACCACCAGUUCAAGACCAGAGCGUUUGGACGAGUUCCUGAAGCUUUCUGAGUUUGAAUUGACUUCUGAAGAGGUGACCAAGAUUAAGGAUCUUGGUUUGGCUUACUCUCCCCCCUUAAGACAAUACUGGAACCCAGAGUUCGGCAAGUAUGACUAA